Prosopis cineraria is the source of this 2016-nucleotide messenger RNA. Its product is annotated as vacuole membrane protein KMS1-like. Lineage: Eukaryota; Viridiplantae; Streptophyta; Magnoliopsida; Fabales; Fabaceae. The coding region runs from base 320 to 1606 and encodes 428 amino acids. The record is from RefSeq and is a predicted model, not a curated record. The transcript has 8 exons.
AUAAAUUCUAAGAUGCGAAUUUGGUAGCGUCGGGGGAACUCCAUCGCUUCGCUGGGACGGAAGUGAGCGAACGACAAAGGCUCCUCGCCCGAUCUUCAAACUAAGCCUUGAUUUUGUAGUUUUAGAUCUGCAAAAUUGGCUUAAACCAUUCGGAAAAUCAAACUCCGAAAACAUGGGUGUUUAUUUUUAAAGGAUACAUUUAUUCUGAUUUCUGAAUCAUUUGUUUGCUGUUGCCGUAUUGUGAAGUCACAAGACGCAACCCAUAUAGCUAGAGGAAAUUAACCAAAAGGGGAUUCUUAUUUAGCAUGUGAGAGCGAUAAUGGGGCUUGGAAGUAACGCAGCUUCGUCUUCCUCGUCGUCGUCGUCUUCUUCUGAAAGCACUGACAUGUCGAUCACAGGUCUCCGGGAGAGGCAUCAACAGGAGCUAGAAAUUUUGACUCUAACCACACAACCAUUCAAAACAACAAAAUUCUUCACAUUAGCUGUUAUUGAAUUUAUGAAGAAGAUGAUAUUCUAUUUGUUGGCAAAAGGUGGGUGGCUUUUGCUUCUUAGUGCGUUUGUAGCAGCUUUUGGCAUAGUGCUGAUGACCAUCGAUGGUCCUCAUGAAAAGCAUAUCGAGGAGCUUCUUAAAUAUUUCCAAUUUGGAUUGUGGUGGCUUACCUUAGGUGUUGCAUCUUCCAUUGGUCUUGGAUCUGGUUUACACACUUUUGUCUUAUAUCUGGGUCCUCACAUAGCAUUUUUCACAAUUAAAGCAAUGCAAUGUGGCCGAGUUGAUUUGAAAAGUGCUCCAUAUGACACAAUACAAUUGAAAAGAGGUCCUUCUUGGCUUGAUAAAGACUGCUUUGAAUUUGGGCCACCAUUGUUCCAAUCAGUACAUGGUUCACGGGUUCCACUGAGUAAGAUUCUGCCUCAAGUUCAGAUGGAGGCUAUUCUAUGGGGUGCUGGAACAGCUAUAGGGGAGCUUCCUCCUUACUUUAUCUCAAGGGCAGCACGGGAGUCUGGGAAGAUUGUUGAAGCCAUGGAAGAGUUGGAUACUGAAAAUAAAGGGUUUAUGGCCACCCACUUGAAUAAAAUCAAGCUGUGGCUCCUUUCACACUCCCAACAUUUGAACUUCCUUACCAUUUUAGUGCUUGCUUCGGUACCAAAUCCUCUAUUUGACCUUGCUGGCAUCAUGUGCGGACAAUUUGGGAUUCCGUUUUGGAAAUUCUUUCUCCCAACCUUGAUUGGAAAGGCACUUAUUAAAACUCACAUACAGACAGUAUUUAUCAUCUUAAUCUGCAACAAUCAACUUCUUGAUUGGAUAGAGAAUGAGUUCAUCUGGGUUGUUAGCCAUAUUCCUGGUUUUGCUUCCGUUGUGCCUGGUGUGAUUGCGAAGCUCAAGGCUGUCAGAGAAAAGUAUAUGAAGGCACCCCAUCAAGGUUCCCCUCAAAAAAUCCAGGGUGGAAAGUGGGAUCUCUCAUUCUCUUUGAUCUGGAACACGGUUGUGUGGCUGAUGCUUAUGAAUUUCUUCAUCAAGAUAGUGAAUUCAACUGCCCAGGGUUACCUGAAGAAACAGCAGGACCGAGAGCUACAUGACUUAACAAACAAAUCUGCAUCCACCGAUUAAGUUGUGCAAUAAAGUGCUUGUCUUCUCUUGGAAUUCCUCCUCUCUCUCCUUUUUGUAAAUCUUUAUUUCCUCUCCUCCCUCCUCUUCCUUCUUUCAUGUCCUGCUACUAGGAGGGGUAUUGAGACUUGAUUUGCAGCUAAUUAAUCCUCAAGUUGUAAACCACAUUUAACCAAGCAUUGGUUUCAUUGGUAACUGCUACGAUAGUACUAAGGAGUCCAACUAUUCUUUUGAACUGAUAGGGACAAAUUAGUUUAUCAUCUUAGUAUUUUAGACAUCUAGGAGAUUUUCUGUCAAUGUUUUUACUGACAUGAAAGGUUUGGGAUUGCUGCAGAUUUCCGUUUGUAGAACUAUUUUCUUCUGUUCUUCCCCUUUCUCUGAAUGGAAUUUCAUCAAAGGCAUUAUAAGUUUCA